Molecule: messenger RNA, 1546 nt
Organism: Impatiens glandulifera
Lineage: Eukaryota; Viridiplantae; Streptophyta; Magnoliopsida; Ericales; Balsaminaceae
Product: putative beta-glucosidase 41
Exons: 13
Coding region: 1-1521 (506 amino acids)
Biological process (GO): carbohydrate metabolic process
Molecular function (GO): beta-glucosidase activity
Source: RefSeq, a predicted model, not a curated record
AUGGAAGCUUUACUGGUUUCAUCAUUCUUCUUCUUCUUCUUAACAAUAAUUUGUUCUCAUUUUGUAAACCAUUCAAAUUCAUUAAGCAGAGCUGAUUUCCCAGAUGGGUUUGUAUUUGGAACUGCUUCCUCAGCUUAUCAGUUUGAAGGUGCUGUUGAUGAAGGGAAUAAAGGACUCAGCAUUUGGGACACUUUUAGCAAACUCCCAGGAAGGAUUCUUGAUUUCAGCAAUGCAGAUACUGCUGUUGAUCAAUAUCAUCGAUUUCAGAAUGAUAUAGAAUUGAUGAAGGAUCUGGGAAUGGAUGCAUAUAGACUCUCCAUAUCGUGGUCAAGAAUUUUUCCAAAUGGUACUGGAAUGCCAAAUCAAGAAGGAAUAGAACACUACAACAGUUUGAUAACUGCAUUAUUAAAGAAAGGAAUUGAGCCUUAUGUAACACUAUAUCAUUGGGAUCUUCCACAAGUAUUGGAAGAUAAAUAUGAUGGUUGGAUAAGCCAUAAGAUUAUAAGGGAUUUUGAGCACUAUGCAUUCACAUGCUUCCAAGCUUUUGGAGACAGGGUGAAGAAUUGGAUUACAUUCAACGAGCCGCAUAAUAUGGUAAUCCAAGGUUACGACUUAGGUGUUCAAGCGCCCGGAAGGUGCUCGAUUCUUGGACGAAUUCUUUGUAAGAAAGGGAAGUCAUCAGUUGAGCCAUAUAUCGCAGCUCAUAACAUCCUCUUGUCUCAUAUUGCCGCCUACACAACAUAUCAACGCCAUUUCAAGGAAACACAAGGAGGUCAGGUUGGUAUCGCGCUCGAUGUAAAAUGGUACGAGCCAUAUCAUGAUACAAAAGAGGAUAAGGACGCGGCAUCAAGAGCAUUGGAUUUUACACUUGGAUGGUUCCUUGAACCACUUCUCCUCGGGGACUACCCUCUUUCAAUGCGAAAAUUGGUUGGUGAAAGAUUACCAAAGGGUUCAAAUUCGUUCAAGAGGUCGUUAGACUUUGUCGGCAUCAAUCACUACACGAGUCUAUAUGCCCGAAACGAUAGAAUUGGGAUGAGGAAGUUCUUAUUCAACGACGCAUUGUCAGAUUUUUCUGUAAUAUCUUCAUCUUCAAGGCAUGGAAUUCCAAUUGGAGAAAGAGGUGGUAACUCUCGAUGGAUGCACAUUGUCCCGUGGGGAAUAAGGAAAGUCGUGAAUUACGUGAAAGACAAAUAUGGAAACUUGCCAUUGAUGAUUUCCGAAAAUGGCGUAGAUGAUCCAAAGAAUUCUCAUUUAUCUGUGAAAACGGCUUUGCAAGAUUUCAAGAGGAUAAGAUUUCAUGAAGACUAUCUAUCGAAUUUGUCUGCUGCCAUAAGGGAAGAUAAGUGCAAUGUGAAGGGCUACUUCAUUUGGUCAUUGCUCGAUAAUUGGGAAUGGAACAAUGGAUAUAGUGUGCGAUUCGGAUUAUAUUUCGUCGAUUACAAGAAUAAUCUUACAAGGAUACCCAAAGCUUCGGUAGACUGGUUGAAAGUUGUGUUAAGAAAACCUAUUGUAGAUGAAUGAAAAUUGAUGUAAAAUAUAUUCAAUU